AUGUCACUAUAUGAUGAUGAAUUACUAGAACCAAAUAAAGAUGGUACUACAAAAGUUGGAGCUUGGUCAGAUUCAAUUAAAUUACUUCAAGGACCAAUUCAUGCAAAAAAAUUUCAUCAACAACAACAACUUAAAAAAGAUCUAACUAAAAAUGUUGUUGGACCUGUAGCUGAUCUACGUAAAAAACGAGCACCACCAUUACCACGUCAUCCAAAUGCUGAAGUUACAUUUAAUAGUAUUACUGGAAAGAUGGAAUUACGUGAUAAUAAUUCACAACAACAAGAUUCUAGUGGACCAUCACCUUCAGUAACAGCAUUAAUUCAAAAUAUAACUUCAAAUAUAUCAGUAUUUGGUUAUACAGAUGAAUAUGAUCCAUUAAAACCAAAUGAUUAUGAAAAAUUAAAAGAACAACGUAAACGUGAACAAUAUCAACGUGAUCGUGAUAUUGAACGUCAACGACGUACUGAAGAUGAACAACGAGGUUUAUAUGAUGAUGAUUAUGAAAAUGAUGAUAAUAACAAUGAUUAUAAUCGUGAAUCAAGUGAUCGACCAAUACGAAAAGGAAAUGUUUUUGCACCACCAUCAUCAUUAAUCGAAGAAGAUAGAAGAGCUAGUAAUAAUAAUCAAAAUGAAUCAGAUACGAAAGAUGAUUAUUCAUCAAUACCUCCAUCAAAUUCAGAUGAACGUAUUGAAGAUAUGGAAACAGAAAGUGCAGGACCAAAUCUUAGUUUUGGAUCUGCUAAAGGUGCAGCUGCUGUUGCUAAAAUGAUGGCUAAAAUGGGUUAUCGAGAAGGUCAAGGUCUUGGUAAAUCUCAACAAGGUAUGAGUUCAGCAUUAAUUGUUGAAAAAACAAGUAAACGUGGUGGCAAAAUUGUACAUGAAAAAGAAUUCCCAAAUAAAGAUACAAUUUUACUUCCACCACCACCACCUCCUCCUCCACCAACAAUAGCAUCUCCUUCCAUUAUUAUUCCAAAAGGUGAUUCCGGUAUAAAUAUAGCUGAUGAAUUAAAAGGAGCAACGAAAGUUAUUUUACUUAAAAAUAUGGUUGGUCCUGGUGAAGUUGAUGAUUUACUUGAUAGUGAAACAAAAGAAGAAUGUCAAAAAUAUGGUGAAGUUGAAAAAUGUCUUAUAUAUGAAAUUCCUGAAGCACCUGAAGAUGAAGCUGUACGAAUAUUUGUUGAAUUUAAACGAGUUGAAUCAGCUAUUAAAGCUGUUGUCGCUAUGAAUGGACGAUAUUUUGGUGGACGUGUUGUUAAAGCAAAAUUUUACAAUUUUGAUAAAUUUCGUCAAUUUGAUUUGGCUGAUGAUUCUUGA
Messenger RNA from Rotaria sp. Silwood1, 1314 nucleotides. Lineage: Eukaryota; Metazoa; Rotifera; Eurotatoria; Philodinida; Philodinidae. The record is from the annotation of a GenBank genome assembly.